Labeo rohita (rohu) is the source of this 1926-nucleotide messenger RNA. RefSeq lists its product as uncharacterized. Gene Ontology annotation, molecular function: nucleic acid binding; metal ion binding; hydrolase activity. The transcript has 2 exons. The coding region runs from base 19 to 1794 and encodes 591 amino acids. The record is from RefSeq and is a predicted model, not a curated record. Lineage: Eukaryota; Metazoa; Chordata; Actinopteri; Cypriniformes; Cyprinidae.
CAAGAGCAGCUUCACACCAUGUUUGUUUCGGCUCUGCUCACCUAUAUUGUGCUGAGCGCAUUCAGUGCUCAAGCAAAAGUGAUGAAAGAUGAUGAAGACUUUGAUUGUAAAGCAUUUUUCUAUGCAGUCACAGAACCAGGGGGAAUGGAUCAGAAUGCCAAGAAGAUCUGUCAGUGGACAGCAAACUUUGGUCCUCAUUACGCUACGCUGUACUCGGUUCAUCACAGGAUUCCUCUCUACAGCGCCUACAGAUUUGACCCUGACUGCUUCACCGACAGUGGAAGGCUAAGCUACUGGCAUUUAGAGCCACAGCUUACAGAAGAUCGAAAUGAACACUUUAUGGUCCGUGAAAAUCAACGUUAUAAAAACGCUUAUAAAGGAAAUCAAGCCACCAGCGAUGACUACAGUGAAACGGGAUAUGAUCGUGGACACUUGAACCCCAACAGCUUCCAGUGCGGUGAAGGCCGAAUAGCAACAUUUGCGCUGACCAACGCAGCCCCUAUGGAUGCGUGCUUCAACCGUAACCAGUGGGGAAAGUGGGAGAAAACCUUGAGGACUUUUUUAAGAGACACACUUACAAGUGACGGCGGUUCUGCUACAGCCUACAUCGUCACCGGUACAGUACCAGAUCCGAAUCUACGGAUACCGCAAAGCGAAAUCUCUGAAGAUCCAGAAAGGGUGACGGUGCCCUCUCACAUCUGGACAGCCGUCUGCUAUAAGCACCACUCUGAUAACAGAAAGUUUUUCUCCUUCGGCUAUAUGGGGGAAAACAAGCCAGAAGGCAGCAUAAACCUGAUGAGCGUCUCAGACCUGAACACGCAAAUAAAAAAUCUCUAUGGUCAGAACUCAGAAAUUAGCAUUUUUGUGGGUGAUUGUUUUCAUGACAAUAAUAAAUUAGAUUGGGUCAAAGUCAAAUUUCAGAAAUUAAUCAAUCAACAAAUCAAGGAGAAACAAGGAGACCAAAUCAUGAGCUCAGACAUGCAAAGCACAUAUGUCGGGUUGAAAAGGGCUGCCGACGCUAACGUCGUAUCUGAAAAGAAAUUCAAGGUGAGUCAGAUGAUCAUAAAAUUAGCCUUUGACAGCAUAAGCACUUACUACAAUGCAGUAAAGGAUCUGAUGAUUUUUGCUGGAAGCGCUUGUCUUAUAACUAACAUGAAACCACUAGUGAGGAGUGGCAUUGGAAAAAGGGAUGUAUCAGGGGUGUCGGAUGCUGUCGAGUGCCUGCUGGUCCCAGAGAAACAGACUGCAGCUGAUGGAUCGCCCUGCUCGAGAUUCUUCGACUCUGUAUACAACUGUCAAUGUACAAUAGAUGGUGAAAUCAAGUCGUGCUGCUCCACUCCCUGCCUGUACCAGGAAAAUCUCAACUCCUACAGGUGUUACUCAGGACAGACGCAGAUCGAGUGCUCUCCCCGGUACUCGCUCAUUACUUAUACAGGAGAGAAGUGCUUGGAUGAUCACCCGUGCGCAACGUACGGCUACGACUACUACUGGUGUAAGAAAAUCUCUGGCGGCUGGGACUACUGCAGCCCUCCGCUGUGGAGAAGUAAAGCUAAAAACGGGAAGAACUGCCGCAGUGACCAUGCCUGUGCCAAAUAUGGAUCAGGAAGUAUGUGGUGCUACACGGACAAUGAAGGAAGUUAUGCCGACUGCUGCACUUCUGACGACUGCUACUCAGCUGUGGAUGGUAAAACCUGCAGGUCUGAUCACAACUGUGGCUACCAUGGGGAAGAUUACCUGUGGUGCUACACAGACUAUCAAGACAACUGGGAUUACUGUUGCAAAUCAUGUUGGUGAUAGUUGGUUUACAAUGUGUGGUAUGAUUAUAACUGAAGCAGGAAUUUGCAUAAUUGUACUAUGAGCUCUUACCAACCUACAAACCAUCUAACAUAAAAAUAGUCUCAUAUGUGCUUCUGAAAUUAACAGCAG